UUAUCAAAAUUAAAAAAUCCUUCAAACUGAACAACCGGCAAUUAGUCGGCUUAACGUUCGUGAAAAAUACAGACAUGAAUCCAACAAACUACGAAGACGAGCGGAGACUUCACGGUUGUAAGAAAAAUAAAUUAGCUACCUGUCUAGCCAUCACUAUUACGACACUUAUUUUUGCCCUAUUUUUUGGCUUUUUCGGAUAUUUCGGCUUUCCAGAAAUUAGCACUUAUUGUAAUACUCCGGAGUGUCUCAACGCCUCGGCAGAACUCUCCGAAAUAAUCGACGACUCGAUCGAUCCCUGUACCGAUUUUUACAGUUUUGUGUGCGGAAAACUGAUCAAAAAUCAAAAAACCCAACAAAAUUCUUUAAAACAAGAGUAUGAAAAAAUCGAGCAAACGCUCGACGCUCUGAUUGUCGGGCCGGAAACUCCGGACGAUUCCCAAGAAAUCCGGAUGCAAAAACAGUACUUCCAAGCGUGUUUAAACACCACUAACAUUGAUUCGAAUAAGGAAAUCACUUUAAUCCGAGAACUAAACUCGGUGGGUGGAUGGCCGUUCCUCCAGAACAGCCGAUGGAUUGAAAAAGAGUUCGACUGGAUCAAGUUUAUGAUCAGGGCUAGGAAACUGAGAUUACCUUUUGAGUGGUUUCUCAAUGUGGGACUUUUUUUCGACAGGGGCCAAUAUCAGUUGAAGCUGUCACACCCCGACGAUUGUGGGCUAAAUAUCAACGAGGAUUAUUUCACAAUGCAACGAAAAAUCCUGGAGCAAUUGCGCAAACCAGGCAUUGAUGCUAUAGUUGAAUUCACGCAACUGGAAAACUUUGAAAGAAAAUUAAAUUCGAUUUGUGCGAACAUGACCGAUAACGAUAUUUCCGUCCGGAGAGCUUCGAAUCUCUGGCUGGAUGGUAUUGGACCCAUCUCGAAUUUUUUAACUUCUGUUACUGGCCUAAGAGGGUGGAAAUCAAACUCGUGGGUGGCUUACAACCACAACUAUCUCUUCGAAUUGAACCAUUUAUUGAAACUUUUUUCCAAAAAAACUCAAGCUUUGUUUAUUUUGUGGAAAAUAAUUCACUUCUACGCCCCUUAUUUAUCAAAACCGAUUCGUGAAAAGUAUUUCAAUUAUUUGGAAAUCAUGAUGCAAAGAAAUAUCAGUCGGGAGGAAUUUUGUCUUGAAGACACUAAAGAAAAGUUUAAAUACGUUUCUGAAAUUAAAUAUCUAACAGAAACGGUUGAUCCUGAGACACGAGAAGAAGGCAAAGGGUUUGUGGCGUCGCUUGUUAACGAAAUAACCGACAGAAUUGAAAAUGAUACAAUUAGAAGGUUGCAUUCGGAAACUUACAGUGAUUUGGAGGAAGUUAUAGUUGGACCAGAAGAAAUUUUUGAUGAUACGUUUAUCGAAGAGUAUUUACAAAUAGGUCAAUUACACUUCUUCACUGAUAACAUUAUUCUAAUGUUGAAUACGUGGUCCCAGAGAAUUUUUGAAAAGAAAAUGAGUAUGAUUGGAAAACCCUUUUUAUCACUAGAUUCAAUAUUUGCAAACGACGGCGAGUAUAGUAUGACACUGGAUGAACUCUUAUCUGUACCAUCUGUGACGUUUUACACUUUUUUUAACACCGACGUGCAAAAGUAUUUGGAAUAUGGCAGUUUGGGAACAAUUGUUGGUACAGAAAUUGUCCGAUUAGAACAUUACCUGAACGGUGGGAAUCAGAAACUUGAAACUAAUAAAAACUGCAUGAUUGAAAAUAUCAAAAGUUUCAAUAGACGUUUCAAUGCAUCUAUUGUUUACGAAAAAAAUUUCUUAGCCUGGCUUGGUCAAGAAUUAUCGUACCAGGCCUACCAGAAAUAUACAGAUGAAGAAGGAGCGGAAGCACCCCUUCCAGAUUUGCCCUACACUCCCAACCAGCUUUUCUGGAUAAAAUCGAGCCUGACGUGGUGCCAGGCCGCCCUCCUUUCGCCCGAAAAUUCCUUCAGGACGUUCCAAAUGUUGCGAAUCAAAGUCACCGAAUCGGUGAAACAUUCGGAGUUUUUUGGGAAAGAUUUCAACUGUCCCACAGACUCGCCCAUGAAUCCAGAAAACAAGUGCCAAUUAUUGUAAUAUCCUCAUUAUUGUAAAUAGCCUUGUUUAAUAAAAGUUGACACAAUUA
Tribolium castaneum (red flour beetle) is the source of this 2139-nucleotide messenger RNA. RefSeq names its product endothelin-converting enzyme 1-like. Gene Ontology annotation, biological process: protein processing. Gene Ontology annotation, molecular function: metalloendopeptidase activity. NCBI's taxonomy places the organism in Eukaryota, Metazoa, Arthropoda, Insecta, Coleoptera, Tenebrionidae. The record is from RefSeq and is a predicted model, not a curated record. Bases 75 to 2090 code for a protein of 671 amino acids. The transcript is spliced from 9 exons. Gene Ontology annotation, cellular component: plasma membrane.